UUAAGUUAGAAUCCAUAAUGACAGAAAAUUAGUUUCAAAUCGAGACGCCGUUUACAAAUAAUCGUGUGGUCGAACAAAGAAAGAAUGAGCAAUUGUGCAUCAUUACCAAAAGUUAAUGGAACCAAAUCACUGACCUUUGAAACAAUACUCCGAUAAUAUAUAUUGUUAAAAUAACAUUUUACACACUCAUUAUAUGCGUUGUUAAUUGAACGAUUUGAUUUUUGGUAAUAGUUGUUCCAAUUUAGAUUUGUAAAGUUUAAAAUAAAAGUGAUAACAACAAACCAAUUCUCAAAGAUGAGUUUUUUCGGUAAAAUAUUUGGAAAAAAGGAAGAGGUGCCAAGCACAACCGAAGCAAUUCAAAAUCUGCUUGAAACUGAGAAAAUACUCAUUAAAAAGCAGGAACAUCUUGAACAUAAAAUUGAACAAGAACUCCAAACUGCCAAGAAGCAAAGUGUUAACAAAAACAAAAGAGCUGCCAUCCAAGCAUUGAAGAAAAAGAAGAGAUUCGAGAAGCAACUUCAACAAAUCGAUGGAACUCUGUCAACACUUGAAAUGCAACGUGAAGCCCUGGAGGGUGCCAAUACAAAUACAGCCGUUUUGACCAAUAUGAAGAAUGCUGCUGACGCACUCAAAGCAGCACAUAAACACAUGGAUGUCGAUAAAGUACACGACAUGAUGGAUGACAUUGCCGAACAACAAGAUCUGGCCAGAGAAAUAUCCGAAGCAAUUUCAACUCCGAUGGGUGGGUAUGAUAUCGAUGAUGAUGAAUUGGAAAAGGAGCUCGAAGAGCUGGAACAAGAAGAAUUGGAUAAGGAAUUGUUGAAUGUUGAUAAAACCGCACACGAAUUACCAGACGUGCCAAGCGGUGACAUCAAGCAACCGAAUGUAGCAGACCGAGAAACGAAAAAAGUUGCCGCAAAAUCUGUUGAAGAAGAAGAUGACGAUAUGAAAAUGCUGUCAGCAUGGGCGAGCUAGUCUCAAUUAUAAAUACAAGAAAUAACGAACCUCAUCAAAUAAUGGCUAUAAAACCUAAUAUAAAAUCGAAAAUAAAAUUCAAUCAAAAGAAAUUAAA
Contarinia nasturtii (swede midge) is the source of this 1072-nucleotide messenger RNA. Its product is annotated as charged multivesicular body protein 4b-like. The coding region runs from base 295 to 975 and encodes 226 amino acids. The transcript is spliced from 5 exons. Gene Ontology annotation, biological process: vesicle budding from membrane; late endosome to vacuole transport via multivesicular body sorting pathway. The record is from RefSeq and is a predicted model, not a curated record. NCBI's taxonomy places the organism in Eukaryota, Metazoa, Arthropoda, Insecta, Diptera, Cecidomyiidae. Gene Ontology annotation, cellular component: multivesicular body; cytoplasmic side of plasma membrane; ESCRT III complex.